Molecule: messenger RNA, 1428 nt
Organism: Oncorhynchus nerka (sockeye salmon)
Lineage: Eukaryota; Metazoa; Chordata; Actinopteri; Salmoniformes; Salmonidae
Product: dual specificity protein phosphatase 13A
Exons: 3
Coding region: 628-1203 (191 amino acids)
Biological process (GO): protein dephosphorylation; negative regulation of MAPK cascade
Cellular component (GO): cytoplasm
Molecular function (GO): MAP kinase phosphatase activity; protein tyrosine/serine/threonine phosphatase activity
Source: RefSeq, a predicted model, not a curated record
UUAUUACCAUACAGAGAAUCAGACAGAAAUGCAGGCUACCCUCUGCCUACUGGCCUCUUUGCAUAUUCAAGCCUGUCUCAAAAUACAACACUGCCUCUUUAAGACACAAAAAAAAUCCUUACCUAACGUGCACAUGAUGCCUAAAAAUGGAACUAGGAAGGAAUCACCCCCACAUUGCUGACCAAAAUAAGCUAUAACUUGGUUAAUAACUUGCUAACUAGCAAAUCAUCAAGAAAUGUGCACACGUGGUGGCUACUGUAAACGUGGCUCUGCCGUCUGAAAGAUCGCAAGUCAGAGUAAUUAUCCUCAGAUGCACAAUACCUACCACGACUCGAUCUUGUAAAGUUCGAUUUGUUUUGUUGCAUUGAAAGGAACUGAUAUUAUGUUGAUUCGAUCACAGUUCCCACAUUCUAAGAGAAACGUUGAUAUGUUUAUGGGAAGAUAGUUUACACUAAUGCGGCAACUCUAGUGAAGGUCAUUCUGCGUCUCUGUUGGCUGGCAAUUCUUCUGUGUGUAAGAGGAGCUGCACGCACAGUUAGAGGGAACAUUGGACUCAGGCAAGUCCUACCAUUGAUAUGGUAUUAUUGUAAAAAAUUAUGUCCAUUGUCCAGCACUGAGAGGACAGUCAUGUCCAAGGUGUCAACAACAACUGUUCAGGAAGGAUGUGGUUCCUCCUCUGACACUCCAUCUGUGGAAGACUUGGUGAAGAUUCUCUUUGGUGGCAAAAGAUUUGGCAACCCAGUGGAUGAAGUUUGGACUAACCUUUUCAUUGGGGACAUGUCUGUAGCCAAUGAUCGAUACAGCAUAUGGAAACUUGGAAUCACUCAUGUCCUGAAUGCUGCCCAUGGGAGGCAGCACUGCCUAGGGAGCCACACUUUCUACGGGUCAACAGUGGACUACCAUGGAGUGCCUGCUGACGAUUCACCAUCUUUUGACAUUUCACUGUAUUUCUAUUCCUCUGCCGAUUACAUCCAAGAUGCACUAAACACAGCAGACGCCAGGAUCCUGGUCCACUGUGCUGUAGGUGUGAGUAGGUCUGCUUCUCUGGUGCUGGCCUACUUGAUGAUCCAUCACCAUUACUCCUUGCUAGAUGCCAUCACAAAGGUCAAAGAGCACAGGUGGAUCUUUCCAAAUACAGGAUUCCUAAAACAACUCAGAGCGUUGGAUACGAAACUGCACACAAAGAAACAGAAGAAGAGGUGAAUAUGAAGACAGGUCAACAUUAUACUACAAAGAUCACUGAGACACUAAAAGUCAACCCUUUUAAACUGAUGAAAUGUCAAUUUCUUAAUAAGCUCUGUCUGCACAAGGCAAUUCGAUUUCUGAUUUUGACUGUUGACUUUUCACUCGAAAUAAAAUAGUUUGUUUGUCUUUUUAAUAUAUUAUAUUUGACUGAUUUACAAUAAAUAGGCAGCACUGUGUCUCAAA